This is a messenger RNA of Penicillium waksmanii, 486 nucleotides long. RefSeq lists its product as uncharacterized. Lineage: Eukaryota; Fungi; Ascomycota; Eurotiomycetes; Eurotiales; Aspergillaceae. The record is from RefSeq and is a predicted model, not a curated record. The transcript is spliced from 3 exons. Bases 1 to 486 code for a protein of 161 amino acids.
AUGUUGACGAGCUGGAGCUAUCAGCCGAGCAACAGCGUGCUACAUCGUCAUACGGAGUGUAUACAAUCUUUUCUUUCACCCUCUGGCAGGGUUUCCGGGCCCCUUCCUAGCUCGCGCGUCGCUGGUAUGUUUGCUUCAUUUCCCACCCUUAGGAUCUUACGCUCACGCACCAGUAAUAGACAUGGAGAAUAUAUCAUUCAAUGGGUGGUCGUUUCCAUCGAGCAAUCGACGAUCAGCAUCGACGAUAUGGUAUGCCGCGGCCGUCCUGUUUUUCGGGUCUCGCCAAAUGAGUUGUCAUUUGCCAGUGUCGGAUCGUGGAAAGAAAUUUAUGGUCACCGUCACAGUGGACAACGCCCUUUGGUCAAGAGCAAAUUCUAUGAGAUAUACGGUGCCGGGUUUGACUCUCUAUGCAUCGGAAGCGAGCGAAACCCGGAUAAGCACACUCGCAUGAAAAAGUCUCUGUCGCCUGCUUUCUCUUUGCGCUGA